This is a messenger RNA of Physella acuta, 1494 nucleotides long. RefSeq names its product trichohyalin. NCBI's taxonomy places the organism in Eukaryota, Metazoa, Mollusca, Gastropoda, Physidae. The record is from RefSeq and is a predicted model, not a curated record.
GCCAACCGGUGUCAUUUCUAUUGGUCCGAGUUUAUAAGCACGGGCUAUGGAACAUACGAUCAGCCCCGCGUAAGAAAAACUGUGAUUGUCUUCUUGUCAACCAGAACAAUUUUCAAACUGCAUGUCAAAUAAUUUUUGAGUUGGUCGUAAAUUUCACAGGAGGAUACCUUAUGUUUACUUAAACUUCCGUCGGUUUUAAUUCGAGUUGAAUAUUCAAUAGUUGAAUCUGACUUCGUGUGUGUUCUGAGCUACGGGCUAAUCUAUUCAUUUUUUGUUCCUCUUUAUUUGCUUAGAGAGUGAGAGAAAAGUUGUUCUGAGGAAUUCUGGGACUCUUUUUGUGUUUAUAAAAUGGGUGAAGUCUCGCACAUAGAACUCCUGGCACUACCCAGGCGCCAGAAAAUUUUCGCCAAGACGUUUCUCCCUGCCGGGGACACGCUGCCAGUGUGGGCCAGGGUAUCGCUGGACACCAAGCUUCCCGUGCCUCCCAGCCCCAGGGGUAGCUUCACGUUGUACACCAAUAAAAUCGGUGAACCCAAGUACAAAUCCUUCCAGCACUACGACUUCGACUUAAGCAACCCCCAGGGUCGGGAAGCGCCCGGGGGCUACGACUCACUGACAGACCCGUCCCUCAAGUUCUACUUCAACUCCCCCAAGACGAGGCGACACCUGGUGGACAACGGUCUAGUGACCGACAAUGGGGAAAUCAAAUGCAGCGUUAAGGAAUUCAAUGAAUACAGGGAGUACAUCCGGUAUCGCAGUGUGACGGAGUUCUCGCUGCUGAAGAAACAAGAAAAGAGGAUUGAGGAGGAAAACACCAACAGAUUUUUCUUGGAAUGGCCGAGCAUCCACAAGAAAAAAAGAAUGGAAAAAAAGGAAAGAAUUCGGCAGUCGAUGAGUGAGCCACCAAGAAAAGAAAGUGAAGACAGACUAGAUAUGUACAGGUCAAACGAUGAACUAAAAAACACAAAGAAAAAAGAGAAAAAUAACCGAAAAAAUGACCAGGAUCAGAACACACAAGAGACCAACUCAGAGAAAGAAUCUCAAAAUGGCGCUGCGAAUCAAAAUUCUCCUUUGGUAGAAAAGAUCAGACAGCGAGAAUUGGAGCUGAACAGAAGAUUGGAAGAACAAAGAAGAAAACGAAUUGAAGAGCAUGAUAAAAAGGUGGAGGAGAGUUGGAAAGAAAGGCAACAACGACAACAGAUGCUGCUCGAUCACGAAGCUGAAAUAGAGUCCAAGAUGAAAGAGAAAAGGUCCAACCAGAUCAUGGACAGGGAGAAAACUCUGCAGCACCAGAGGAAAAAACAAGACGAUAAGUUGCAGAAGAUCAAGCAGGAUCUAGAUUCAAAUAAGACAGGUCAUAAAGGUCAUAAGAAUAAUUCUCAUUCUAAAGGUCAAGAAAAAGAAAAAAAUAAUAAUCAGGAAGAAAAAGAUCAAAGGCUGCAUGUACCUGAGGAAGAGGCUUAACAGAGUAAUUUAUAGUCUAUUUAUUAAUUA